Anopheles arabiensis is the source of this 2055-nucleotide messenger RNA. RefSeq names its product E3 ubiquitin-protein ligase TRIM37-like. Gene Ontology annotation, cellular component: peroxisome; aggresome. The transcript is spliced from 4 exons. Gene Ontology annotation, molecular function: tumor necrosis factor receptor binding; ubiquitin protein ligase binding; ubiquitin protein ligase activity. The coding region runs from base 328 to 1860 and encodes 510 amino acids. The record is from RefSeq and is a predicted model, not a curated record. Gene Ontology annotation, biological process: negative regulation of centriole replication; protein autoubiquitination. Lineage: Eukaryota; Metazoa; Arthropoda; Insecta; Diptera; Culicidae.
GCAACGACAGCGCCAAGAAUGAAGAUGAACCUUUUCGUUUUAUGGCCUAGUAAUUAUUUAAAAAAUAAAAUGAUACAGCCACUUUUCUGUGCCCACCUCACACGUAUCUAGAGCUUUCGAGGAGGUUUAUGGCAAUGCCGAUUGGGCAUUUUUUCUAACUUAACGAACGUGCGUGCUGUGGAUUCGUUCGUGUUUCGAUCGAUCGGCGAUAGUGCGGUGCUAGUCGCCAUUUUACCCCAGCACGAAGAGAGUGAGUGUGUGUUUUCUGCGUUUAACAUUUCGGCGCUAUUUUAGUGUGUGUUUUAAUGGUUGUUUGUACAAGUGAAGAUGCAUCGUUCGCUAGUCCAAGAUUUAUCCCUCGUCGGUAUGGCUAGCUCCAGCAAUCGAAGCGACUCGCGCCGGCACGCAUCCUCCACCGCUUCCGCCCAUUCGAGCACCAUUCCAGGCAGCUCUUCUGCCUCCACGUCCUCCUCCGGCGCUGCUACCACCUCCUACCACAGAUUGAUGAGCUUGUCGCCGCCCGACUCGCCCAACGCGACGCUGUCCCUGUCGGCCAGCAGCUCCUCGGCCCGGGACGCUCCCUCCCACCGGCACGUCCUUUCGCACAUCUACGACAUCUUCAAGUGUACGAUCUGCUUCGGCCGGCUGGAGGAUCCGCACCUGUGCCCCCAGUGCUCGAAGCUGUACUGCUACGACUGUAUCGGCGAGUGGCUCGAUUCGGGCAGCAGCCAGAGCUGCCCGAACUGCAAGAUCUUCCUGCAGCUCGAUCAGCUCGUGAAGGUGCGCUGGUUCGACGACAUCCAGCAGCUGCAGCGCAGCCUGGUUGCGCUGACCUGCGGCAAGCCAGGGGAGGAAAGCAUCGUGGCCGCGGCCGACCUCUGUCCGAAGCAUCGCAAGCGGGUGAACUUCUACUGCUCCACCUGCGAGCAGUGCGUGUGUGAGGAGUGCGCGACCGGCGGGGACGGCGAUGCGGGACAGCACCGGGACCACACGUUCAAGGCGCUGCAGGUGACGUACGAGCAGCACGUGGCCCUGCUGGACGGCGAGCUGGAGAAGGUGGAGCACUACCGGGACAAGAUGUCGCUGCUGCUGGACAAGAUCGACCGGAACGUGGAGCUGAUCCGGCUGGUGAAGACCGCCAAGCACAAGGAGCUGGAGGCGAUCAUGGUCGCCGCACUGAACAGCCUCGACCGGCAGGAGGAGCAAAAGCUGACCAAGCUGCGCGUCCACCAGUUCAAACUGAUGACCGAGAUCGAGAAGGUGAACGGGAAGCUGCAGGCGAUGCGCUACGACAUGGAGUUCCACAGCAAGCCGCAGCUGAUACAGAUGAAGCCGAAGAUUGUGGCCGCCUGCAACGCGAUCCGGCUGCCGCCGAUCCGCGACUUUCAGCAGAUCUGCGUGCCGGCCAGCCUGAAGAUUGAAAUUCCGCACCUGUUCGAGACGGGCGUCUUUGUGGUGCAGAACUUUUCCACCUUCGGCGACAACAAGGUGGUGUACUCGAACGAGUUUUCCGACUGCAUGGGGCGCACCUGGCGCAUCAUGGCGUGGUGCGUCAUAUCGGAGGAUCACUUCGGCAUCUAUCUGGAGCUGGUGCACGGCAGUCCCUGCUGGAUGGAGUGUACCUUCCAGCUGAUACACCUCGAGCCGGAGAAGACGAUCAGCAAGACGAUCCGCCAGUACUUCGACCGGACGCCCCAGAAGGGCUGGGGUUUGCGGGACUUUGUCACGCUGCAAACGAUACUGGAGGAAAACUAUCUGCGGCUGAACGAUUCGAUCGAGCUGCUGUACAACAUACGGCCCUGCUCGCCGACCGAGACGGACCAUGCGCUGGAUGCAGACGAAUCGUCGAGCGAACAUUGAGGAGGAGGCGGAGAAGGAGAAGAUCCUGGAAAGCCCUCAGUGCCAUUAUUCUGUCAUUUUGUUCUAUUAACAUUAUUGUACUGUUUGUUUGCUUUUGUUUUUUUUAUGUUUUGUUUACAAGACUGAUGAAGAGGCAGGAGAGUGAUGGAUGCAUUAGUGUCGUAAGAUUAAAAUAAAAUUAUAUCGUAAAGUGUA